Messenger RNA from Stomoxys calcitrans (stable fly), 1719 nucleotides. It is a transcript of the gene GlcAT-I, whose product is annotated as galactosylgalactosylxylosylprotein 3-beta-glucuronosyltransferase I. Gene Ontology annotation, biological process: carbohydrate metabolic process; chondroitin sulfate proteoglycan biosynthetic process. Bases 634 to 1560 code for a protein of 308 amino acids. Gene Ontology annotation, molecular function: galactosylgalactosylxylosylprotein 3-beta-glucuronosyltransferase activity. Gene Ontology annotation, cellular component: Golgi membrane. The transcript has 3 exons. Lineage: Eukaryota; Metazoa; Arthropoda; Insecta; Diptera; Muscidae. The record is from RefSeq and is a predicted model, not a curated record.
AAAAAAUCAAAUUUACAGCAAAAAAAAUAGAAUAAAAGAAAGAAAGAUACACAUAUCGGAAUCUACGACGGCGAAACUCCAUACACGUGCAGUACGCCAUAGUUUCCUUCACGGGAAAGGAAAUAGUGUAUAUUUAGAAAAUAAGUUAAAUAAAGUAUUGUUGUAGUAGCCACAUAUUUGCAUGUGGAGAUAGCAAUCCUCAUCGAGCUCCCUAUUGGUGAGCAUGUUCGUUCUGGUCUAUUCGACCGAUCGCCGCAUUUACAUGAUGGCAAUUGGUUGUUUUAAGGCGCCAACAAUUCACAUUAUAUAUCAUAAACGCUAAGUCUUUAAGCAAGAGCCGGUGCCUUCCAGCCACUUACUUAGACUCUCCACUCGAUAUCGCUGAUUGUAAUUAUAACUACUUCGUGUGGAGCAUUCCACUACCGCAAUCUAAGGACGCGCCGACAAACAGAUAGGAGCUCAAAGUUAAAGCCUGUCUGAUGUCAUUGUUAUCCCGUGCCGGAGUCGUAUGUCGUACUAUGCAUUUUCUCAGAGAACACCUCGUUUACCACGUUUUGGAAAUAAAGGAGAAAUUUAAGAAAUAUACACAAAUUUAACUGCAUAUAAGAAAACAAAAACUUUGUGCAUCCAAACAUGUCGGAAGUACGCAUCAGGCCAAGACAGGUCUUGGUAUUAAUUAUUGUGUUCCUAGUUAUACUCCUAAUGGUACAUCGUAAUGGCCAGAGAACAUGUAAUGGACCAGAAUACCUCAAGGCAAUGUACGCCAAACAGCAGGAUGGGGAAUUACCCACAAUUUACUGUAUAACACCGACAUAUGCCAGGCCACAGCAAAAGGCAGAACUUACUAGACUUUCCCAUAUAUUUAUGUUGGUACCUAACUUGCAUUGGAUAAUAGUUGAGGAUGCUGAAAAAACAUCAAAUCUGGUGAGGACUUUACUAGAGAGAGCAGGACUAACGCAACGAUCUACACAAUUGAAUAUUAAAACACCCACCGCUUUCAAGUUAAAGCACAAUGAUCCGAAUUGGAUAAAACCACGAGGGGUAGAACAAAGAAAUCUCGCGCUGUCAUGGAUUCGCACAAAUGCCGAUGCUGAUAAACACAGUGUUGUUUAUUUCAUGGAUGAUGACAACUCCUACAGCGUAGAAUUAUUUUCUGAAAUGUCAAAAAUCGAACCUGAACGUGUCGCAGUUUGGCCGGUGGGUUUAGUGGGGGGACUUAUGGUGGAGAAGCCGUUGCUUAAUCCCUCUACAAACGAAGUAGAAGGCUUCAAUGCAGCUUGGCGCCCGGAAAGGCCUUUUCCCAUCGAUAUGGCGGGUUUUGCCAUAAGUACCGAAUUAUUUUUUAAAUACCCUCAGGCAAUUUUCAAUUACGAAGUUCAGCGUGGCUAUCAGGAAAGUGAAAUUUUAAGACAUUUAACUACAAGAUCUCAACUACAACCUCUGGCUAAUAAUUGCCGGGACGUGUUGGUAUGGCAUACACGCACUGAAAAAACAAAAUUGACUAACGAAGAUGCCUUGAAUAAGCAGGGCAUAAAGUCAGACGACGGAAUGGAGGUUUAGAAUUUAUUGAAAUAAUUUUCGUAAAAUUUAUCACACAUUUUUGUAGCUUACCUUUUUCAUUUCUUCUUCAGCAUGUUCCUAUGGUUAAACUUCGGGAUUAGAUUCUAUUAUUUUAUUUAUUCAAUUAAAAAGUGAACAUUUUUUGGGAAUAUUUAUGUA